Messenger RNA from Puccinia triticina, 933 nucleotides. RefSeq lists its product as uncharacterized. Bases 1 to 933 code for a protein of 310 amino acids. The record is from RefSeq and is a predicted model, not a curated record. Gene Ontology annotation, biological process: N-acetylglucosamine metabolic process. Lineage: Eukaryota; Fungi; Basidiomycota; Pucciniomycetes; Pucciniales; Pucciniaceae. Gene Ontology annotation, cellular component: cytoplasm. The transcript is spliced from 2 exons.
AUGAUAUCGACCACCAGCCCAUUACCACAGUCGAGACCAUUCCCUCAGGAAUAUAACAGCCAGCUGAUGAUCAACAGAACACCAGCACAUGAACAGAGCGCAACCACGACCAGGCGCGAGAUGAACUCAGACUAUGAAGAGCUAGCAGUGCCCACCAUCAACCCGUACAACGAGACCCCGUCGAGGGAGCCAUUCAAUAUCGACCCAGACCUCGUCCGAAUCUUGACCAAGAACCAAGCCAUCAUCGAGCGCUCUGCACCCCGCUUCGUCAUCAGCUCCAUCCGUCCGGGGGACAUCGACCGUUCGCUGAUCCACAUCAUCGCGCUCACCCGUCUCGACAGAUUGGGCAGAUUGCACGAGUCCGAGAGCUUGUACUUCCACGACUUCAGCCGGAUCGUCAAGCACAAAUACGGCUCCUCUUGUCGCUACCUCAAAACGCGUCUAAACUUCCACCCGAACCCAGUCACUGGCGGGCCGAACGACAUCCAAUUCUUCUGUGCCGACGGCUCGCUGCGAGAUUGGCUGGAUUACCGGGUGACCAAGAACGAGUGGCCUUACGCGAUCCCCCACGAGUACCAACAUAUGGUGGUGUGGAGCAGAUUGCCCCUGCUCGAUCCCAGCCAAGCCCGGACCGCAACCGAGCUAUCCGACGCCCACGAGGUCGGCCUGUCCGGGUUCGAGAACCUGUCGCCCGAGUUCGUCGCGCUGCUCGACAUCGCCGGCUUGAACACCCACAACCGCUUCACUUCCUCCCCCGAAAACCCUCCGCCUCCCGCGUCUGGCGGCCGGUUGGACACCCAGAUCCGCCGCUUCGUCGCCGCUCGUUGGCCUCGCGAGCAGGGAUUUGUCGACUCCAUGUGGUUCCUCAACCCCGUCCAUCUCCAGUCUUGUCCUCAACUCCCUCACUUCCAUGUCUUUGUCAAAAAAAUCUGA